This is a messenger RNA of Pangasianodon hypophthalmus (striped catfish), 4177 nucleotides long. Its product is annotated as cytochrome P450 3A30. The transcript is spliced from 13 exons. The record is from RefSeq and is a predicted model, not a curated record. Bases 661 to 2127 code for a protein of 488 amino acids. Gene Ontology annotation, molecular function: steroid hydroxylase activity; iron ion binding; oxidoreductase activity, acting on paired donors, with incorporation or reduction of molecular oxygen, reduced flavin or flavoprotein as one donor, and incorporation of one atom of oxygen. NCBI's taxonomy places the organism in Eukaryota, Metazoa, Chordata, Actinopteri, Siluriformes, Pangasiidae.
AUAUUGUUGUGUUUUAUAACACUAUAAUUCUCUGUUGAGAAAAUUUCAGCCAAAUGCACUUUAUAUUAAUCAGCACUGUGAACACUGACACCACACACACACACACACACACACACACACACACAGUGUCCACUUCCUGUCGUCUUAUUGACAUUAGCAGGUAUUCAUGUACAGAAAUGUUAUCAGUUUUACACACACACACACACACACACCUCACAUCUAACAACAAUUCUGCAUUAAUUACAGAAUCUUUAUAACUUUAUUGUCUUUAAUGUAGGAAAUAAAGGGAUGUAAUAAAAUUCACUUUCUUGCAGAAACUGGGAAAUUCCUCAUGGGUUGAGCCAGCUGAACAUGACUCACCCUCUAGCACUGUGUGCAGAAGUUAGAUGAGUGUGUGUGUGUGUGUGUGUGUGACAGAGUGUAUGUUCUCUUACAGCACUCUCUCUCUCACACACACACACAACAGGACCCUCUGACUGCAGCGUCUCUGAAUUUCACAUACCACUAAUACUACUACUGCUGCUGUUACUAAUACUAGUACUACAAAUAGUAAUACUACUAAUACUAGUACUAUUCCUACUAAUACUAGUACUAUUCCUACUAAUACUAGUACUAUUCCUACUAAUACCAGUACUAACAGUAACACCACGUACAAUCAGGAUGGCGUAUUGGUGGAGUUUUUCGGCUGAGACGUGGGCUCUGAUCGUGAUCCUCAUCAGCCUCAUCGUUCUGUAUGGGUACUGGCCGUACGGUUUCUUUAAGCGGUUGGGAGUUCCUGGUCCUAAACCGGUACCAUUUUUAGGAACCAUGUUACAAUAUCGGAAGGGAAUCCAUAAUUUUGAUAUGGAGUGUUUCCAGAAGUACGGCAAGAUUUGGGGUAUAUACGACGCGAGACAGCCGGUCCUCUGCGUCAUGGACACAGAGAUCAUCAAAACCGUCCUGAUUAAAGAGUGUUACUCUCUCUUCACCAACCGCAGGAAUUUCCGUCUAAAUGGUCCUCUGUACGACGCAUUGUCCAUGGCCGAGGAUGAGGCCUGGAAGAGAAUCAGGAGCGUUCUCUCUCCAUUGUUCACCAGAGGCAGACUGAAGGAGAUGUUUGGAAUCAUGAAGUCACAUUCUCGCUCGUUGAUUGAAAAUCUGCAGAAGACAUCAGAGCGUGGAGAAUCAGCAGAUAUUAGAGAGUUUUUUGGAGCAUACAGUAUGGAUGUGGUGACGAGCACAGCAUUUAGUAUUGAUAUCGACUCCCUGAACAACCCCAAAGAUCCAUUCGUGUCCAACGUCAAGAAAAUGCUGAAGUUUAACUUACUCAACCCUCUGUUCCUCGCCAUUGGGCUGUUCCCCUUUAUCACACCGGUGCUGGAGAAGAUGAAUGUUUCCAUUUUCCCGACCUCAGUGACUGAUUUCUUUUAUGCGUCUCUGCAAAAGAUCAAGUCUGAACGUGUGGCCAAAGAUCAUAAGAGACGAGUGGACUUCAUGCAGCUGAUGAUCGAUUCUCAGAAAUCAGAAAAAGACGAUCUGAACGGUGAAGAGACAAACAGAGGUCUGAAUGAUCAUGAGAUCCUGUCCCAGUCCAUGGUUUUCAUCUUUGCUGGUUAUGAGACAAGCAGCAGGACACUGUCGUUUCUCUUCUACAACCUGGCCAGUAAUCCAGAGACGCUGAAGAAACUACAGGAAGAAAUCGAUGAAACUUUCCCUAAUAAGGCUGAAGUUGAUUAUGACACGGUAAUGAACAUGGAUUAUCUGGACGCUGCUCUGAACGAGUCGCUCAGGUUGUACCCGAUCGCUAUUCGUCUGGAAAGAGUCUGCAAAAAAACUGUUGAAAUAAACGGCCUUACCAUCCCAAAGGACACCGUCGUCUUGAUCCCCACUUAUGUCCUACAAAGAGACCCUGAAUACUGGACUGAGCCGGACGCCUUCAAGCCUGAGAGGUUCACUCAGGAGAACAAGGAGAACAUCGAGCAGUAUGUGUACAUGCCGUUUGGUGUAGGACCCAGGAACUGCAUCGGGAUGAAGUUUGCCCUUGUGAUCAUAAAGCUGGCUGUUGUUCAGAUACUGCAGAGAUUCGACAUCAGUCUUUCUGAGGAAACGAAGAGUAUUACAGGCAGUCUGUAUUUGAAAUUGAAGUAGAAAUCAAUAUUAGGUGUGUAUUGAUCCUACUGUGAUACAUUAUUCAAACCUGUUUAGCACUUUUUAAUGCCAGUGUUGUUUAUUGUGUUCACUUGGAAAUAUCACUUUGUGAUAUAGCAUCAAUAAUCCAUAACAUUAAAGAUGUAACUUUUUCACAUUUCUUCUUUACCAUUAUACGAAUAAGCACUGCAGAUCAAAAUUAAAGAAGCAUCCAGUGUUAAUUCACAUCUAGUUAAUCAAAGAAGUCCUUCAAGAAUGUUCUGCUGGUGUGUAGUGAAAAGGCUAAGUUCUGUUUAAUUUUACAAUUUUUAAUGUUAUUUUCACACUGCCAGUUUUUAGCACACAAUCCCUUAAUCAUAUAUACACUAUAUGGCCAAAAGUAUGUGCACCCCUGACCAUCACAGCCAUAUGUACGUGUUGAACGUCUCGUUCCCCGUGUGUUUGCUGUUAUAAUAAGCUCCACUCUUCUGGGAAGCUUUCCACUAGAUGUUGGAGCGUGGCUGUGGGGAUUUGUGUUCAUUCAGCUACAAGAGCAUUAGUGAGGUCAGGCGCUGAUGUUGGGAUGUCGAGGAGGUCUGGGGUUCAGUCGGUGUUCCAGUUCAUCCCAAAGGUGUUCAGUGGGGUUGAGGUCAGGGCUCUGUGCAGGACACUCGAGUUCUUCCACUCCAACCUUCACACACCAUGUCUUCAUGGAGCUCGCUUUGUGCACAGGAGCAUUGUCAUGCUGGAACAGGUUUGAGUCUCUUAGCUCCAGUGAAGGGAAACUGUAAUGAUUCAUCACACAGAGACAUUCUAUACAAUUUUGUGGUUUCAACUUUGUGGUAACAGUUUGGAGAAGAACCACAUAUGGGUGUGAUUGUCGGGAUGCACAUACUUUUGGCCAUAUAUUGUACAUGUAUAGCCAUUUUGCAUCAAGGAUAUCAAAGUCAAAGUCUUUUAUUUGUCAUUUGCGUAGCUGACACAUGGAAAACUGCACACUGAAAUUCUUAUGGUAGCUCCACUGACAAAUACUGGACAUAUAUUAACGUAUAACAACUACUAAACAAAGCAUACAAUGUAAAUGCAUUAUCAACUAUAUCCAGGGCAAGAGAUACACAAAAUAUACGUAUACAGUCAGGUCCAUAAGUAUUUGGACAGUUUUCCUAAUUUUGCGUCUGUACACCACCACAAUGGAUUUGAAACGAAGCAAUCAAGAUGUCAUUGAAGUGUAGACUUUCAGCUUUAAUUCAAGGGGUUUAACUAAAAUAUUGGAUCAUGUGUCGAUGCAAGUGAAGGAGGCCAUCAUUAGGCUGAAAAAAAAACAAUAUCAGAGAGAUAGCGGAAACUUUAGGAGUGGCCAAAUCAACAAUUUGGUACAUUCUGAAAAAGAAGGAAUGCACUGGUGAGCUCAGCAACACCAAAAGGCCUGGAAGACCACAGAAGUGCAAAGGCGUGUAUUUUUUUUCUUGUGAAAAGUCUUUUAGACAUUGAAGACUACUCACUGGAUGGUGUGUUCGUCCAUCACCUCCUUGUCGAGGAGCUUUGUCUUUCAGAAGCUGCCCUGGAAGUGAAGAGGGCGACAAAAGAGAGGGAGUGUUUUUUCUUGAGAGGUUUUGUUUGUGUGCAUCUGAUCAAUUGUUUUGUGUCUUGUUUCGCUUGGUGUGUGUCACUUUUACAGUCCCCACAUUGUAUGGGCUGUUUGCUGUUUAUCGGGACUCAGACAGGUACGCAAGGGCAAUUACAUACAUCGCACAGCACAUAGGAAACUAACUGUCUAAAUACCCUGGGGAAGGGCCAAGUGCCAGCCAUUGUACUAAUGUUAGUGAGGUAAGACUGGGGUAGUUAGACAUUUUGAUUUCACUUUUGUUUCUAGGUGAGUGUUUGUGAAAUUCAAGAAUAGAGAAGGCUGUUUUUGUUAUAUUUCUUUAUUUCCUUCAGCACUGCCGGAGUCCAGCCCCUUUGUUACAAACUUCCACUUUGAAUACGCAUGUCUUAUGUCUUAUAUGUUGAUGUCUCUAAAUGUACCGCACUAAUAGGAAAGAAAGAAAACAUAGUAAACUCUGUUAUACAA